Molecule: messenger RNA, 2014 nt
Organism: Vespa crabro (European hornet)
Lineage: Eukaryota; Metazoa; Arthropoda; Insecta; Hymenoptera; Vespidae
Product: protein obstructor-E-like
Exons: 4
Coding region: 351-1064 (237 amino acids)
Cellular component (GO): extracellular region
Molecular function (GO): chitin binding
Source: RefSeq, a predicted model, not a curated record
GCCCGUGCCAAUCAGGAUCAGUUGUUAUCGAAUCUGCAGUCGGAGUAUAUAGCCAUACAUAUUCGCUCCGUAAAUAAUCUCUCUCUCUUUCUCUCUCUCUCCCUCUCUCUCUCUCUCUCUCUCUCUAUCUAUCUAUCUCUAUCUGUGUGAAAACGUUCGUAAUAUAUUUAAUAAGAAAUCAAAGGAGAAAAUAAAUAGAUAAAUAAAUAGAUAGAUUUGAGAGAAGUGACGUAUCAAGAAGUUCGAGCUAACUGAAGUGAUUAGUAAAAGCUUUGAUAUUAAGGAUAAUAUACGAAGAUAAAAAAAAAAAAAAUCGGUGGGGGGUGAGAUAAAAAAAAAAAGAAGUAGUCAUGUCGUACGAGGAUAUACGUCGUCGUGUACCAUUAAUAAUUACGUUAUUAUUUCUGACAUUGAACAAGAUCGAAGGACAAUUUCGUUGUCCCGAAUCUAAGGGUUUCUUUCCAGAUUUGGAACAGUGCGAUCUUUAUUAUUCUUGCGUAGACGGUAAACCCGAGGAAAAACUUUGCAAAGACGGCCUCGUAUUCAGGGACGAUAAUCCCAAGAAAGAACUUUGCGAUAUACCGGCUAACGUUCCAUGCGGCGAUAGGACUCUAUUACAGGAACCACAGCCAAGUAAAGGAUGUCCACGGGCUAAUGGAUAUUUCAAGCACGAGGAUCCAACAGCCUGCGAUAGAUUCGUUAAUUGCAUCGACGGUAUACCACAGAUAAUGCCAUGUCCGCCUGGUCUGAUUUACGAGGACAAAAUGUCGAGUUGCGUUUGGCCGGCUGAUGCCAGCAGAUUAUGCGAAAACGUUAAACGCGACGUCCUUGACGACGGUUUCGUAUGCCCGGACGGUGACGUGGCCGGUCCAUUGGGACGUGUUUUACCACAUCCGACCUAUCCUCAUCCAGAGGAUUGUGCCAAAUUUUACAUAUGUAGGAACGGCGUUGUACCGCAAAAGGGACAAUGCGAUAGCGGCACUGUAUACAACGAGGAAAGUUUUAGGUGUACCGAACCCGAAAACGUACCAGGAUGCGAGGAUUAUUACAAACGGAAGAACUAAGUCAGAAGGAAUAUACGGUGCCAAUUUAUCACCAUUAUUGUUACUGUACCGAGCAACAAUGCCGAGCGAUCGAAAUCGAGCAAGAAUAACCAUCGUCGUCGUCGUCGUCGUCGUCGUCGUCGUCGUUGUCGUUGUCGGCUUUCACCACAUUCACAUCUACAACCAAUCGCUUGCCGGUCUUCGAACCGAUCGGCAUGAAGUCUUACAUAAGACCGUUAAAUGUCCGGGGUAGAAGAGAAAGAGAAAGAGAAAGAGAAAGAGAAAGAGAAGGAGAAAGAGAAAGAGAAAGAGAAAGAGAAAGAGAAAGAGAAAGAGAAAAUAUAAAAAGAGAUAGACCGUAUAAACUAUAUAGUAAAUCAUAAAUACGUAUGCAACAGCAUUUAUAUACAUAUACACUAAUAUAUAUAAAGAAAGCCAUAUGCAUAAUCACCGCCAUUCGUAAUCGUUUAGUUACGUUAUGCGAACGUUGUGAUUAUGCUAAUGUCUAUCUCUUCUUCUUAUCGUUCGUUUGUAUGCAAGAUCUGUAGUCGCAUAAAUGCGAAUCGAUUUUUUUUUCGACUUAUCAAAUGAAUAAGUAACUAUUGUACAUAGUUAUGCCAAAAAUGGUCACGAACGGGAUCGUGGCUCAUCGUCGUUCUUCAGGAUGUUCGGCCAUGUUCUCGUGAUCAAAAUGAUUUCUCAAGAAUUAAAUAUUGUAUUUAAUAAAUUUACAUAUUUGUAAUGGAGCUAAUGAAUUUCGAGGAAGUAAGAAUUUUAUAAUUAUUAUUCUUUUUCAUUCUUAUUUAUUUUUUCUUGCGUGUGUACUUUUUCUUGUAUUUUCUUUCUUUUUUUUUUUUCUUUUUAUUUUACGAAAUUUCGCGUAAUGCUUGAACGAAAAAAAAAAAAAUGUUCGACAAUGCUGAAAAUUUAUUAGCAAGCGUAACGUAUUAUCGUUCUCAAAUGAUCGCUUC